AUGCUUCUCAGCAGGCAGACCGCCGUCAUGCUGCCGCUGAAGGAGAAGGACAAACCCAUCGUCCGGAUGCUGCUGUCAGCCGGCUGCUGCGCUCGCUGCGUCCUCAGAUUCUGCUGCGUGAGCGUUCAGGCCGCCUACAGGCAACCACAGCAAGACACGCUUAAGGAACUUAAUGCCUUUAUCGCCGACGCAGAACACGACAAAGUCCAGGAUUCGGCGGGUCAAGACCCCGCUUUUAAAGACGAGUCCCGCGACGAGGCAGAGUCGGAAACGCCUCCGGACCCGCCCUGCAAAAGGGCCAAACUGGAACCCGGGGCGGGGGCGUCGGCUCCGGCGGGGGGAAGCCAAGAGCCGCGCAUCUGCGUCGUGUGCUUCGGAAUCUUGCAAGAUUUAUGCAGCACAACCCAGGCAGUUAAGAUAGCCGAGGCCGUGAAGUCCCAGCAGUACGAGUUCGACACCCUCAUGCUGUCCGUCUCCCUACCCGCUCAGCUGAGUGUCCGCGAGCACUCCUGUUGGCUCUACGUCAAGGCAAGGAUGAGAGAGAAGAGUAUGGUCCAUGACAAAGAUGAUGUAAUCCAGGUGAAGGAAGCCUUCAAGUGGAUCAUGCAGAGUCUGGUGGGCAAGGAGCUGGGGGGCAUUUCUGUGGUCACCAAGAGUGCGUUGGAGGUGGGCUUGGAGUUUACACACUCGGAGACAGAGUCGGACUGCCACUUCCUAGCCAAAGCUUGUCCUGACAGCUUCACAACCACGAAGAACAAACAAUCUGUUUUCACCCGCAUGGCCGUGGUCAAAGCUUUGGAAAAGAUACCCGACGCCAAGUUUUUGAAACUUUACCCAUGUCCCCCGACACAACCGACCAGCAGCUGCAUCUGUCAAGAGGUCCAGUGUCUUCACACGUCCGUUUUUGUAGCAGGGAGGUACAACAAGUUUUGCCGCAGUCUACCUCAGACUCCCUGGGUAAUCGAUGGCGAGAGGAGGAUGGAGUCCUCGGUGGAGGAGCUCAUCGCGGUGCCUGUCCUGGCUGCUUUCAGAGCUACUGGUUUCAAUUUCUCCUCAUCUGGUCGAGAAGACGUGGAUGUGCGAACUCUCGGAAGCGGGCGUCCGUUUGCUAUGGAGCUGCUGAAUCCACAUAGAUCCAGAUUAAGCAAAGUGGAGAUGAAGCAACUUCAGGAGACGAUAAACCAGUCGUCGGACAAAAUCCGAGUCAGAGACCUGCAGAUUGUCACCAGGGAGGCCAUGUCUCGGAUGAAAGAGGGAGAAGAGGAGAAGACCAAGUCCUACACGGCCCUCGUCUGGACCCAGAGGCCCAUCCAGCAAGAGGACAUCGCUUUCAUCGACGACAUCAAGGAUCUGACCCUUGACCAGAAGACUCCCCUGAGGGUCCUGCACCGGAGGGCGCUAGCCAUACGACAGCGGGUCAUCCACAGCAUGAACGCCCGCUUCCUGGACUCUCACCACUUCUAUCUGGGUCUGAAAACGCAAGCUGGGACCUACAUUAAAGAGUUUGUCCAUGGAGACUUUGGCCGCACAACGCCAAACUUAUGUCGGCUGCUGGAAACGGACACAGACAUCUUGGAGCUGGAUGUUGAGUCUGUAGAUGUGGACUGGCCUCCUUUCAUACCUGAGUGAACACCACACUGGUUCUGGCCUCAGGCCCCGAGUGGACCAACUCCAUCGGUUCUGGACAUUUUGAGCCCUAACCAUGAACCCCAGGAAACCACGUAGUCUGGAUUGUUUGUUCUGGAUUUGCUGUCAUGUCUUUCUUGUACCAUUUCUGUAACGGUAACCACAAAAAAAACGUUAUUAAAGGUGUACAGUCCAUCAGUCCUUUUUUCUAUUUAAAUAUAUAAUGUAUAACAGCAAAAUCAUGG
Menidia menidia (Atlantic silverside) is the source of this 1871-nucleotide messenger RNA. Lineage: Eukaryota; Metazoa; Chordata; Actinopteri; Atheriniformes; Atherinopsidae. The record is from the annotation of a GenBank genome assembly.